This is a messenger RNA of Saprolegnia diclina VS20, 617 nucleotides long. RefSeq names its product ferredoxin, 2Fe-2S. The record is from RefSeq and is a predicted model, not a curated record. The transcript is spliced from 4 exons. The coding region runs from base 29 to 523 and encodes 164 amino acids. NCBI's taxonomy places the organism in Eukaryota, Oomycota, Saprolegniomycetes, Saprolegniales, Saprolegniaceae. Gene Ontology annotation, biological process: P450-containing electron transport chain. Gene Ontology annotation, molecular function: 2 iron, 2 sulfur cluster binding. Gene Ontology annotation, cellular component: mitochondrion.
GGGUGGGUCCCCUCCUCGGUCAUCAAGCAUGGAUCGCUGGCAGCGAAUUCUUUAUCCGACGAUGAUGCUUGGUCGCCUACCAGCCGUGGGCCGCGUCUUGGCCAGCGCCCGCCGCACGUUCCACUCGUCCAUCGCACUUCAGCACGGCGCUGCGCCCGUCGGUGGCCCCACGGUGCCGAUCAACUUUCGGCUCAAGGACGGCUCGAUCAAGCAGGUAGCGGCCGCCGUCGGCACCUCGAUCUUGGACGUCGCGCACGCUUUUGAGAUCGACUUGGAAGGCGCGUGCGAGUCGUCGCUGGCCUGCUCGACGUGCCAUGUGAUCUUCGAAGAGCCCGUCUUUGACGAGCUUCCGGAAGCCUGCGAGGACGAGGAAGACAUGCUCGACAUGGCCUUUGGGCUCACGGCCACGUCGCGCCUUGGCUGCCAGGUCAUGGUCACCGAGGAGCUCGCCAACGCGAUCGUAACGCUGCCUGCGGCGACGCGCAACUUUUAUGUGGACGGACAUGUGCCCAAGCCGCACUAGGUCGUUCGUCUCCUUGGUCCCGUACACAACUCCUCGGUAUCCGACAGAGACGCUCGUUUUCCUAUAUAACUUUAGCAGCGUCCUACAACUCUUA